AAGUAUACGACCGGGUUUUAAGUUCCAAUUUAACUUGUAAUAAGUCAACCAUGGUCAAGCACAACAACGUGAUCCCGAAUGGCCACUUCCACAAGGACUGGCAGAACCGCAUCAAGACGUGGUUCGACCAGGCCGCGAAGAAGAAGUCGCGCCGCUUGACUCGUAAGGCCAAGGCCGCGGCCAUUGCCCCGCGCCCGGCUGCCGGUCUUCUCCGCCCGGCUGUCCACUGCCCCACGGUCAAGUACGGCUCGAAGGUCCGUGCCGGCCGUGGCUUCACCUUGGAUGAGCUGAAGGAAGCUGGCAUCUCGCGCAAGCAGGCCCUCUCGAUCGGCAUUGCCGUCGACUACCGCCGCACCAACAAGUCGGUCGAGUCGCUCCAGGCCAACGUCCAGCGCCUUAAGGCCUACAAGUCGAAGCUUGUUGUCUUCCCGCGCAAGCGCGCCUCGAAGCCCAAGCAGGGCGACGCCUCGGUCGAGGACAUCAAGGCUGCUGUCCAGCACACGGGUGUCCUCUUCCCGAUUGCCCGUGCCUCGACGGAAGUCGCCACGGCCAAGAUCACCGACGCCAUGAAGAACGAGUCGGUCGUCAAGACCCUUCGCCUUGCCAAGGCCGACGCUCGCCUCGUUGGUCUCCGCAAGAAGAUGGCCGCCGACAAGGCCAACGCCGACAAGUAAACGUGCCCGUCGGAACUUGUCUUGAUCAAUUGGAACACAUAAUUGAGAGCAAAGCCAACCCUUUGUUCGACGUCGUACUCUACAUCCGGUCCUCUUCGU
Messenger RNA from Saprolegnia parasitica CBS 223.65, 773 nucleotides. RefSeq names its product 50S ribosomal protein L13e. The record is from RefSeq and is a predicted model, not a curated record. Gene Ontology annotation, molecular function: structural constituent of ribosome; RNA binding. The coding region runs from base 51 to 674 and encodes 207 amino acids. The transcript has 2 exons. Lineage: Eukaryota; Oomycota; Saprolegniomycetes; Saprolegniales; Saprolegniaceae. Gene Ontology annotation, cellular component: cytosolic large ribosomal subunit; ribosome. Gene Ontology annotation, biological process: translation.